Messenger RNA from Amoebophrya sp. A25, 3746 nucleotides. Lineage: Eukaryota; Dinophyceae; Syndiniales; Amoebophryaceae. The record is from the annotation of a GenBank genome assembly.
AUGGUAGAUUCUGGAUUUCACGAUUCGAUCGUAUUGUCUUAUUUUAAACAUAAGAACUUCAACACUUCCCUACGAAAAAUGAGCGACGACGUGCCAACGCAGCCGACGAUCCGUGGGUCCGACGGGCCGACGCUUCAGCUUGGCAACGCGAAGGUGUUUGAUUUCACAGGUACGGCGGCGAGCCCAAGCACAAAAGAGUACUUGGACCAAAAGUUACCGGGUGGUCUUGAGGACACAAAGAAAGUGGUACUGAAGAAAUCAAUUGAUGAGGAAAUCGCAUCGCAAGUGCAACUCCUGCCCAUCGGGGAGGUCGCAAAGCUGCUGGGACUCACGGAUGCGGAAGUUGAUCCCUACGGCAAAACGAAAGCGAAAAUCAGUUUGGCGAACACUGUAUGAAAGGAAGCCCAAUGAAAAUGGUGCUCGAUAAUGACAUUUCGAAUUCUAGAAAGCACAAGGAUAUUGUCUUUAUCACCUGUUAAUAUCCGUAUUUCGUCAUUAUACUAACGAAUAAUGAUGUUUUGUGCCUUAUUGCAUUCUCAGGUAUAAUCAAUCCCAAUAUGUGCUAUUAUCUAGAGGCUCAUCAUGAUCAUCUUUCAUAUCUCGGUCUUGACCGGAGAAGCCUUUCAUAGCAAGGGAACUCUUGCAGUAGCAAGGCACCAGGUAAGCUGAUCCUGGUUACUGGCAUGACACCGACAAAGGCAGGGGAGGGCAAGACCACGACGACUGUUGGCUUUACGGACGCUCUGAGAUUGUUGGGCAAAAACGCAGUGGCCUGUCUGCGCGAGCCCAGCCUUGGCCCAGUGUUCGGCAUGAAAGGAGGCGCGGCCGGUGGGGGGUGGUCUCAGGUAUAAUCAAUUUCUCCUACAACUCCUCGUUUUAGUGUCCAUGCAUAAGAAUGUCAUAGAUACGGAUCUUCAAAAGAAAAAGUUUAUUUAGGUUACAAGCCUUCCACCCUUACACUCGCUAUCCUCGAUAUACUUAAUCAGGUAGUCCCGAUGGACGAAAUCAAUUUGCAUUUCACCGGCGAUUUUCAUGCAAUCACAUCCGCGCAUAACUUGUUAUCAGCUAUGGUGGACAAUCACAUGUAUUGGCAAAAGGAGCCGAUCCUAGAUGCCAGACGGAUAACCUGGAAAAGGGUUCUCGAUAUGAACGACCGCGCAUUGCGAAAAAUAAACUGCGGGCUCGGCGGACCGGGAAAUGGUAAAUCAAGUCAAAAAUACUUCUUUAGGAGUCGAAAUACUUCUUUAGGUAUGCGAAGUCGAAAUACUUCUUUCGGAGAUCGAGCGUGCCUCGUGCCUCUAAGUCCAACUACCUUAAGGAGCUCCUAACAUUAAUGUAUUUGAAAUAGAGAUAGCGAAUUCGAAUUCUUGCCUUUAUAAUCUAUCGCCAGGCUAUCCUCGAGAAGACGGCUUCGACAUCACAGUGGCGUCGGAAGUAAUGGCAAUUUUAUGCCUAGCAACCAAUUUUCAGGAUCUCGAGAGACGCUUAGGGAAUAUCUGCGUCGGCUACACACGAAAGAGGCAAAUGGUCACUGCAGCUGACUUAGGGGCCGCAGGCGCGAUGGCGGCAUUGCUGAAAGGUACGCUUCUUUGUAUAAAUGUUUUCAGAGCUGAAAUUGACAAAUGAAUUCCUUUUUCCGAAGAAACAAAUUACAAGCUUUCAGCUUUGCUAUUUCUGUAUACUAAACGGGGCAAUAUCAUGACACGUUCCAUCCAUCCUCCAGACGCCUUCCGUCCGAACUUAGUUCAGACGCUGGGACGCUCGCCGGCUUUGGUGCACGGAGGGCCGUUCGCAAAUAUAGCGCAUGGAUGCAACUCAGUGCAAGCGACGAAGCUAGGAUUGCAACUCGCGGAUCUAGUGGUAACCGAAGCGGGAUUUGGCGCAGAUCUUGGCGCAGAAAAAUUCUGUGAUAUCAAUUAUGAACCGUGGUGGACUGCAAAAUCCAUGCACUUUUCUGGAUUGUUAGUAACAAAAAUUGAGUGACGUCGACGUGACUGAUAUGAAAAUGAAACGCUGCGCACCUGUUUAGGUUUCGAAUCAAUGUCAAUCAUUUUUCGACACAAGCAAACUCUAAGCUCAAUGCCGGCAAGCGGGUCUGACGCCGAGCGCAGCAGUUCUCGUUGUCUCAUCGCGUGCCUUAAAGCUUCAUGGCGGUGUGAAACAAGACGAUUUGAAAAUCGAAAAUUUGGAAGCCAUCAAGGAAGGUCUUGCGAAUGUUAAGCGGCAUUGCGAGAAUUUGCAGAAGUUCGGACUGAAGAUAUUUGUGUGUGUCAACAAAUUCCCGACAGAUACACCUGCAGAGCUCGAUCUUAUUUGCUCUCUGUGCCAAGGGUUCCCUAACGUAGCUGCAGCCGCGGUUGGUGAUCAUUGGGCGCAAGGCGGCGAGGGGCUAAAGCCUUUAGCUGCAAAGUUAUUGGAGUAUCUUGGUACUUUGUUCUGAUCAUUCUUCGUAUUCUGUCUUAAUCCAUUUCCAUGGAGUUUGUUAGAGAAAGUUUUCUUCUCGCUGUCGCUCUUGCUACAGUGAACUAUUCAUGGUUUUUUAGAAGGUACUCUGUGAAGGUGGCAAUCAAUGCUUUACACUCUUUGGAUAACAACAUUAUCAAACAAAGUCGAAAGAAACCACGUCACUCAGAUUCCGAGACGGCAUCAGCAGAUGGGUUCCGUCCGCUGUACCCCAGAGAGAUGCCCUUGAAGGAGAAAGUUUCGACGAUCGCAACAGAAAUCUAUCGUGCUCGAAGUGUCGUCUACAGCGAUGAGGCUGCUACGAAAAUAAAGCAACUCCAGGAUAAUCCCAUCCACAGAAACUUUCCGAUCUGUGUAGCGAAGACGCAGUACUCCUUCUCGGACGACGCAAAAAAGAUCAACGCCGCGGUCGACCACGAAUUGCACGUCUCGGAAGUACGCUUGAAUGCAGGUGCAGAAUUCAUCGUCGUAAUUUGUGGGGCGAUCAUGACCAUGCCUGGGCUGCCGGAGAAGCCUGCGGCGGCGAGCAUCGGGCUGGAUAGCGACGGAAACGUCGUGGGGCUUUUCUAAGUCCCUAAGGCAACUCUGGCAUGUCGCUAAACAUAUUCUACUAGCUUGCUACAUUAGGUGAAUCUAGUAUUCCAAAGUUACAACUUGCUUACUCAAACUCUGCGGUCCUCUUCAUUCUUUUUCACCUGAAGUUAUAAUCCGUAGCCUUCAGGAGCAGCUUGACUUCAAGCUAGUGCAGACGACUAUCUCUAGGCCCGUGUAAGAAAGUAUCGCUGAUGCAGGAUCAGUGUUCUUUUGUUGUAGUACCAUUUUGCCGAAAGCCAAUGAACAUGACUAUGCAUAGCCCGUAUCAAUCUUCUACGUACUUGCAGUUUUAAGCGCAUACCUCAUCAAUGAACUUCUACGGGUACGGUGUCAUCUCGUCUUUAGAAAUGAUAGAUAAUGAACAGAUUUAGAAUUAGAUCAAUAAGCUUCAUUUUCGUCUUCCUGCUUGUUAAUUGAGACUUGCUUCACUUACAGCUUUGCGAUGUUAAAAAGAAACUCUGGACGUGGGGCUAGGUCUCUCUGCUAGGGCAUUCAUUGCGUGCUUAAGAGCCACCAGGGAGCAUUGUGGAAAGAACCAGCGGACCCGAUAUUCACGAUGAGUUGCCCCUCAAUUUCAUAUUUCACGAAGCACAACUUUCACAUGGCGAGACAACAUGACAAAUGCGGACUGUUUAAUAUGUUUGACAUUCGAAUCUAUCGAAGAAUCAUGUCAAGAAAGCAAAAUCGGG